CUGUGUAUUUCUGUCCCGGAGCCUCAAACCGGGACUAUCGGACGGAGAACAUGCGGGCAGCGGGGCAGCGGCUGGCCGCGGUGCUGGCUGUGUUUGCCGCAGUGUUUGGCGGCUCGCAGGCGGAGAUGAUCGAUGACGUCCUGGGCAGCCUCUCCAGGGGAGCAUCCUUCCUGGAGCGGCAGCACGAACACAUCAACCUGGACGGGGUGGUCGGGUUCCUCAUGCUGCAGGCCGAGCUGAAGGAGGCGGUGCGGACAUGGCCUCACAGCGACCCGGUCAGCUGGGCUCAAAGGACGUCCGCUGUUGCUCUGGUCAAACGUCUCGACCAAACCUUCGCCAAGGCCGUCGCGGCGCUGCAGCAGAACGACCCCAAAUACUACCGAGAGUUUGAGCCGCUGCUGUCGUGGAGUUUCUACCUGGUUCCUCAGGAGUGGAGCUCCACAGACCCCAGCCUGGUGUAUCCCUCCACCAUGACCACCGAAUGCUACGACGAGCAACUCAGUGACAAAUGUCUCACGCUGCUGCUAGGAACCUGGAAGAUGAAUGGGACGCCCUGCAUCGUCACCAAACCCUGCAGGGACACCAUGACUCGCUUCGGCUGUCCUCACUACUCUCUGUCCCACCAGCUGCUCUACUUCAUGAUCGGGAAGAUGCGCGGCUGCACCAACCUGCUGAAAGGUGACACUCGAGCAUCCCGAGCCAACAUGACCGAACUCAGCUACCAGAAGAUCUUCUGCUCCAACAUGAUGAAGACGAACCAGGACAUCAUCAGAGAUGGCCUGACGGAGCAGACGGUCGACAUCUUCAUCGAAAACAUCCUGAUUUGUGGACUGGCCGGUUUCUCCGACUUCUACAAAGCCGACUGGCUGCAGCACAUCCUCCGGCUGCAGGACGAGGAGGUGGGCUGCUUCGGGAGAGACAAGAGCAUCAUCUCUCAGAUCAUCGGGGACGAGCUGCUGGAGCAGCUGCAGCCGCUCAGGAGAGUGAAGAGGAGGGAGAAGAUACUGCCAGACGGCUGCUCCAGUCACAUGACGGCGGUGGCUGUUGGCGCUCUGGGCGGAUACCUGAACUACUACCUGACAGAACAGGACAUAACGAAGAGGCCGCUCUCCUGAACGCCACACACACACACGGACACACACGGACACACACACACACACACACACACACACACACACACACACGCAAAGCAUUGUAGCUCAUCAGGCAGAGACACUAUAUGUUACUUUAUGAACAUAGUCAGUCGUAAGAUGAUGAAUAAUCCUAAUAAAUCUCUGGGAUGUGGCUGUUUGGCAGACUUUUAUAUUUUUCAUAU
Messenger RNA from Centropristis striata (black sea bass), 1315 nucleotides. It is a transcript of the gene c13h16orf89, whose product is annotated as chromosome 13 C16orf89 homolog. The transcript is spliced from 8 exons. Gene Ontology annotation, cellular component: membrane; cytosol. The coding region runs from base 51 to 1115 and encodes 354 amino acids. The record is from RefSeq and is a predicted model, not a curated record. Lineage: Eukaryota; Metazoa; Chordata; Actinopteri; Perciformes; Serranidae.